CUUGCAGACUUUGAAAACGCGCAAGCGUCGGCUUUUUUUUUGAUUUCGCAAAAUUCUACCGAAAUUAUAACAUUUAAAAGAAAUAAAUUUAUUACAGGGUUUUUAUCCAUCGUUAAAAAUUUUUUCGCGAACCAUGGACUACGAACGUAACAGAGCGUUUCCAUCGGAGACCCAAUUUUCGUACAUCGAAAAGAAGCGAGCGAUAAGACAACCAUACAUACCGAUAGAACACUGGCCGGAAAAAUACGAGGCGCCUAAAUUGGACGAGAGCGCGAAAAAAUUGAUUAAAAAAUUCAUCUUGGAACGCUACGAAACGACGAAUCAACGAUUUUUCAAUGCGGAAUGUUUGGCUGGACGCAGCAGGAUCACGAGCGAAAAUGUCGAGAACGAAGAGCCCGACGCGGGUAGCGAGUUGAUCGCUUACAUCAAGCAUCUGUACAUGACUCCGCCCAGCGAUCAAAUUCGACGUUUGCCAUACACGUCUACGAGAGUCUUCGGAUACGCCACACCUCAGAAUGGUAUACUGUCGUCUUAUCAAGACAGUUACGGCUUGACCGGUGGAAAAAUCAUGAUGCAAAAUCUUCAAAAGAUGUCUCAAAUGAUCGAGAGACGUCGUCUUCGCGCCAAAUUGCGAGCUUACAAUGUCGGAGCAUAAAAUCCUCACUUGAUUAAAUACAGUUUUAAUUUUUUCAUUGAACUAAAGAACAAAUUCGUUGUUUAUUUUUC
Trichogramma pretiosum is the source of this 726-nucleotide messenger RNA. RefSeq lists its product as uncharacterized. The record is from RefSeq and is a predicted model, not a curated record. NCBI's taxonomy places the organism in Eukaryota, Metazoa, Arthropoda, Insecta, Hymenoptera, Trichogrammatidae. Bases 134 to 655 code for a protein of 173 amino acids. The transcript is spliced from 3 exons.